Plectropomus leopardus (leopard coralgrouper) is the source of this 5248-nucleotide messenger RNA. It is a transcript of the gene ptdss2, whose product is annotated as phosphatidylserine synthase 2. The record is from RefSeq and is a predicted model, not a curated record. Gene Ontology annotation, molecular function: L-serine-phosphatidylethanolamine phosphatidyltransferase activity. Gene Ontology annotation, biological process: phosphatidylserine biosynthetic process. NCBI's taxonomy places the organism in Eukaryota, Metazoa, Chordata, Actinopteri, Perciformes, Serranidae.
CCAUGUGUGUCUGGAGUGUAGCCUGCAUAGUCUGUGGUCUGGCGCGGUCUGUGUGUUUGUCGCUUGACUAGAGGCAGUCUCCAGGCGGAGUGUGACACUUUUUACAGCGAAAUUGUUUUUUCUUCCCACUAACAAGAAUGGAUUUCAAGCGUUCGUACCGAUGUAGCGCUAGCAGCUACUGAACUCAUCCGGACCUCAGUCAGUAAUCCCAUAAAUUCAACUGGAUGCUGACAGUCACUUGGGUGGGGCUGACGCAGAUGACAGUACACCGGAGCAGAGCCCAGGGAUAAACCCACCGCACAGGAUCAGUUUAAAUCACCGAGGGCGGUUGGCGGGUAAAGUCAUGACCAAGCCCGAGUCGAAGAAAAGCGGUGUGGCAGCGAUCAACGCUACCGGCAAGUGCGCCACAUCCGCUGCCCAGCAGAUCAAGAACGGCUCCGUCGAGCCGGGCUGUCCGGACCAGAGUACGCAUAUCAAAGCUACUGUGAUGAAGCAGACUUCCAGGGAGAGCAUCCAUCGGAAAAACACGGAGUGUGAAGUCUAUGACGACGGGACCAACACCUUUUUCUGGCGAGCCCAUACUGUGACCGUGCUGUUCAUUCUGACCUGUGCUCUGGUCUACGUUACGCUGUUGGAAGAGACCCCUCAGGACACAGCCUACAACACGAAGAGGGGGAUUGUGGCGAGCAUCCUGGUGUUCCUCUGUUUUGGAGUGACACAAGCGAAAGAUGGACCCUUCACCAGACCACAUCCAGCUUACUGGCGGUUCUGGCUUUGUGUGACUGUUGUCUACGAGCUGUUCCUCAUCUUCAUCCUGUUCCAGACGGUGCAUGAUGGUCGACAGUUUAUGAAGUACAUUGACCCCAAGCUCGGGGUACCCCUGCCCGAGCGUGACUAUGGAGGAAACUGCCUUAUUUACGACCCAGGCAACACCACCGACCCCUUCCACAACAUCUGGGACAAGAUGGAUGGCUUUGUUCCAGCUCACUUCCUCGGAUGGUAUAUGAAGACUCUGAUGAUUCGCGACUGGUGGAUGUGUAUGAUUAUCAGUGUCAUGUUUGAGUUCCUGGAAUACAGCCUGGAGCACCAGUUACCUAACUUCUCAGAGUGCUGGUGGGACCAUUGGAUCAUGGAUGUGUUGGUGUGUAACGGUCUGGGGAUCUACUGUGGGAUGAAGACCCUGGCCUGGUUAUCAAUGAAGCCCUACCAGUGGCAGGGCCUGUGGAACAUUCCUACAUACAAGGGAAAGAUAAAACGUAUAGCUUUCCAGUUCACUCCCUACAGUUGGGUAAAGUUUGAGUGGAAGCCUGCUUCAAACCUUCGUCGCUGGCUUGCUGUGUUAGGCAUCAUCUUUAUGUUCCUCCUGGCAGAGCUGAACACCUUCUACCUGAAGUGUGUGUUGUGGAUGCCUCCAGAACACUACCUGGUGCUACUCCGCCUGGUGUUUUUUGUUAACGUGGGAGGUGUAGCCAUGAGGGAAAUCUACGACUUCAUGGAUGACCCGAAGUUCCACAAGAAGCUUGGCCAGCAGGCGUGGCUGGUGGCUGCAAUCACAGUGACUGAGUUCCUCAUAGUGGUCAAGUACGACCCCAACACCAUCAUGCUGCCCAUCCCCUUUUUCAUCAUGCAGUGCUGGUUCUUAGGAAUCCUCCUCAUCUUUACCUGGACCCUGUGGCGGUUCUUCAUCCGGGACAUCACACUCCGUUAUAAAGAGACCCGUCGACGCAAACAGGAAGUCCCCACAGACCGGGACCGUCCUCUGGGUAAUGGCAGCACAGCCACCCCAUCCGGGCGGAGCAAACUGAACGGCAGCUCAGAGAUGGUGCGGCAGAGGAAGUCCUGAGGGGGGAGUCGUAACCAGUUAGUCAGCCACAAUCGAAGGAGAAAAGACAAGGUUUGAUGGGGGAAAAAUUGAGACUGAAAGAGUCUGACACAAAGACACUUGUAGAGACAAACGGAUGGACACAUGUAGGUGCUGUGUAGACUUUUUUUGUGCCUACAUGAACCAAGUAGUCAUUCAGCAGAGGCGAGGGGUGUAAAAGGCAAGUUUCAUUCAGUGCAUUGCCUAGUUAUUGUCUUACUACAGGGAUUUACCUCAUUAUAUUUUUAAGAGCAUUUGGGGAAUUCUACACAGGACCAGAUACAUUUUUUUGUUAUUUAUACUUUACUUUAGAUGUUGGGUGAUGAGGGGAAAAGUGGAGGGGGGUAGUAACAAGGGAAGAAGGUAACCAGAUAACCAGGGAAGAAGAUAGACUCGUGACCAAGAAUUGACAGCAGUUUCCCGUUUUCUCAGCUGCAUACAUAGAAAAAGAUUGCGGAAACAUGUCUACCACUGUAAAUAUGCGUCAUUUUGUGUAGUCGUAUCAGUGCAGAUGAGAAAAAGGAGAAAUUCAGAGCAGUGAUGCGUCUCUGUAACUUAACUGAUGUUCAGUAUCUUGCUGAGAUUUUGGGCACAGUAUUGCCAAGCAGCAGUUAAAAUGGAGCCUGGUCAAUAAUGACACAUUUCUGUUAUGUUCAGUUAGAUUUCCACUUUUUUUUUGUCCAUUGAUUCCCAUGCAUUUUUGACAGUUAAGAGUACUCUUUUCUUAGGUUUGGUCGCAAGUUCCUGAUACAUUGUUUACAUGUAGGCGACAAUAUGAGCUUUUCAUUUACAAUUCAGGGUUCUCGUUUCUAGAAGCACUGAGCCUUGAGGUCCUUGUAACUGCUGGGGUCCUCACUCAGUCUGACACAGAGAGGAGGAACUGGCCAGGCAGUUCUUUUCUCUCAGACUUUGUUCUUGAAAAGAACGACAAGUUUGUUAAAUAAAAAAAACCCUAAGAUGUACCAUAUUCUAGUUAUUUAACUGCUGAUUAUACGUGAUAUAUGGGGUAGAGUUCGGGUGUUUUUUUAGAUGUUUUGUUAUCACUAUUGUUAUUUCUUUAGGGUAAAACAAUUCUGAACACUAGAUUGUACUUCAAUUUCUUUUUGUAUAAAUGAGGUUCUGAGAAAUCUGCAGCACUCUAAUGAACACAUCCAUGACAAUCACACUGAUAGAGAGAUGUGCUCCGCCCUGAUGGAGACAUGAUGGCUCACACACAGCACAGUAACGAAUGGCAGAGAUCGGGAUGUCCUUCCACUGAAGCAGGACUGUAAUGCAGGGCUCAACUGAUUCAGUCACAUCACAAUGUGAAUUCAAUAUCCAUUUUUUUAUGCUAAAUGUUUUUUUUUUAUUAUUCAAUGCUUUGAUUUUUAUUCAGAUAUCACGUUGUGUUGUGUCUGAAGUAGCUGAAACAAAAUGAAAACAAAAUUAACAGGGGAGAAGUACAAAUUUAGGCCCCAGUCAGACAGAGCAUGCUGCUUCUUUUUUUUCUUCUUGAUGCUCUUCUUCUCUUAUUUGUUUUUUAUUAUUAUGACUUUUAACUUACAGAUCUGUACCUUAAAAUCUGCAUAAAAAAUUAACAGGCUGAGGGCACUUGCUAUGGCUCGGAUUAAGGGUGACAGGCUGUUCUCAAAUGUCACGUAUGUCACAGGGAAACAGAUCUGUAUGGUUAUAUGAGACUCUUAGAACGAGAGAAAUCACAGGGCGUAACAUCACCUGGUCCUGAUCCUUAUUUUAGGACAAGUCAGGAACAGUUUUACAAUGUACUCUCAAUUGUCAGGCCUUGUGGUUUUCUUGCUUACCUUAGGUGAUGUUAAAGUGGGGUAACAGCUUCACACAAACUUAUCGCCACCACAGAAGGCCCUUAAUUGAUGUGAUUUGAAAUGGGUAAAAAAACACUGAUGAUAUCAGGUUCUUAUUCUGCUCUGAGUUGAAGUUUUUUCAACUCAAGGUGUUUAUAGUGCUCCUGCAAAAAUGUGAGGUGCUCAGCAAAGCCAAAGCAGCGAGCAAAGUGCUUUACUCACAUUAAAAAUGAUUACAAAAAGCCGUCCAGGCUGCUAAAACAAGCUCUGUCUGAUCGGGUUUUAGAUAUGUUUUGGAAGAGAACCAUCUUUUUCCAGCUCUGCAGGGUUGCCAUAUUGCACAUGCAACAAGCCAAAGCUUAGAUGUCAUUCUUGCUAAAGCCAUAAAUGCCUCUCAGACCCACUUUAGCUGCUCAAACAGCUGUUGAACCUCAUAAAGAUUCCUUUUCAUUUCAACUAAAGCAGAAUCCCAAAGCCAUUGGGAUCAGUCACGGCAAUUUUUAUGUUGCAAAAUUAGAGUGAUACCUGAAGGUCAGACCAUGGAAACAGUACUAAAACCAAAUUUAUUUGUGGCAAAAAAUUGGAGACCUCCACUUCCUCAUUUCCAGUAGUUUCAGUCAGUAGUUUUUGAUUUCCUUGCCAAUUGCAUUAUCCUUAAAUGUAGUUAUUAAUUAAUUCAAAACUAUUCUAAUAUUUAAUUAAUUGUUUGUGAUAUUUUUCAAGCAAAAACACCAAACAUUUUACGGUAGCUGCUUCUCCAGUGUGCUGCUUUCUUUUUUGUCAUAUGUGAUAGUAAAUGAAAUAUCUUUGUAUAUUGGGGAAAAAAAACAAAGAAUUAUUAAAAUAAGUAUCUCAUAAUGGCCAUUUUUUCGGAUCCUCUCUAAACAAAAUGGCCAGUUAGCCGAAAAAAUACGUUAAUCAAUAAUUAAAUUAAUAGUUAGUUGCAGCCUUAGUUAGAUGUUCUGAACUUUUCAUAAUGCUCCAAAAAAUAAACUUUACAUUGAAGUCCAAAUUGGGAAUAGCACUCUUGUGUUCCAGUCUGGAUAUUCACUGUUCCCAAAAAUGUCCCACAGAAAGCUUUAGUCUUUGUCCUGUUCAGGUCUUGUGACUGUCAGCGAAAUCAGCUGUAAAUUUCUGUCACUCAUUGUGUCACAGUGGCUACAUACUGCAUAGUUGAAGACAGAGUAGACGACAUUUGUGAAUCUAGCUCCAAAUUUUCCUGUUGUAAACUAGGCUGAUGUUUAAUGACACUAUCGUAAUUUUCUUGUGAAUGUUAUGCAGCAGAAUCUGAUGUUCAAAUGAGAGGGUCUGGUCAUGUUUAUUUUGCCAUAAACACUAAACAGAAGUUUGCUGUUUUUCAAGACUCAUUGUCAUGUCCUCCGGUCUGUUAAUGUUUGCAUCGUUCACCCUCUUUUUUGAAUACAGUGAUUGCUGUGCAAAUUUGAAACCCUAAAAUUAUGUUUAGCUGAUUUGUCAGUUUGUACUCGUUAUCCUGUGCUGUGCUAAUUCAGUUGCUUGUGAACUUGGUAGAAGUUCAGGAAGUUUGCUUUUUUCUCCUCCUUUCUUAAAUUAAAGCUUUUAGACAUGG